Molecule: messenger RNA, 2508 nt
Organism: Corythoichthys intestinalis (scribbled pipefish)
Lineage: Eukaryota; Metazoa; Chordata; Actinopteri; Syngnathiformes; Syngnathidae
Product: toll-like receptor 1
Exons: 1
Coding region: 1-2508 (835 amino acids)
Biological process (GO): immune response; toll-like receptor signaling pathway; inflammatory response
Cellular component (GO): plasma membrane
Molecular function (GO): transmembrane signaling receptor activity; protein binding
Source: RefSeq, a predicted model, not a curated record
AUGCAGAACAUCGAAAUCUGUUCAGCAAGUGUAUUUUUGUUUUUCAGGGGUGACGUAGUGAUCCUCUUGAUUAUUUCCUUCUUAUAUGCAGUAUGCAUGUCUCCAGGGAUGGAUGACAACCAAUUUAAAACGUGCGUUACUUCAAGAAAGAGAGUCCAAAACCUGUCCAACCAAAAUCGAACAUCCUUUCCCUUGAAUCUUUCCAACACCCUGGAAUACUUGGAUAUAUCUCACAACUACAUUCCAAGUAUCACUGCCCUGAAUUUUCCCCAACUGCCUCUGCUGUGUUUUCUGAAAGCAACUCAUUGCGGGCUGAGGGAAAUUUCUCCGCAUGUGUUUCAGUAUAUUCCCGCACUCCAAAUUCUCAAUAUAUCCUCAAACGACUUAAGAAUCAUUCCCGACAUGACACUGCCGCAACUGACAGUCUUAGAUUUGUCCGACAAUCUUUACGAGCGCUAUAAGCUACCGGACUGUUUUCAGAACCUGACAAAUCUUCAAGUGCUCUCAUUAGGAAGUAAAGCGGCCUUGUCAGUUCAAUUAAAUGACUUGAAACCAGUAAUGAACAUUUCCUUGCAACAUUUGCUGUUGAGUGCAGGAGUUCCCUGGCGAAUGUAUGAACCGGGAGCUCUCGGGAUGUUGUCCCUCCAGAAAUUGUCCCUCUUUGUGAACUUCUGCGGGCGCUUCGAUAUGUUCGACAAAAUCCUUGUGGAUUUCAACGUGACACGAGCGAGUGCCUUGAAGUUGAUCACCAUGUUUUCAGACGACUGCAACGUCACCGGGGACCCCUUCCAGAAUUUAGAAGCAAUGCCGCAUGUGCGAAAUGUCACCGUAGAAAACACCUGGCUAAACACCUCAUUCCUGGAGAUAUUCUUGAAGAACAUUUGGCUGUCCUCUGUUCAGCACUUAAAGUUUAUCAACAUCACGUACAAUGAAGAUACACCUGAUGGUUUACAGUUUCAUUUCCACCCUGUCAAUCACAACAUUAGUCUUCGCUUUGUCUCAUUUGAUGGAGUGUUACAUCGUCAAUACAAAUAUCCCACACUGAACAUCAGCUUUGAUGACCUUUCAAAUGUGAAUUACGUGAAGUUUUCUGGUAGCGGCAUGAUCAUUUUGCCCUGUAAACUCUUAACCACCAUGCCUUCGUUGGAGACCCUGGAUAUGUCAGGCAACCUCUUGAAAGAUUCGGGCUUCUGGUGGCACGAGUGUUCCUACACCUCAGUCUUCCCGAAGCUGAAGCGCCUUUUGUUGAGCAAGAACAGUUUCCGCUCGCUGUCCUUCAUUUCGAAGAGGACGCAUGAAAUGAAACACCUGGAGUCAAUUGAUUUGAGCUUUAACUCCAUCGAACUGGACGCCCAAUGCAUAUGGCCCAAUCAUUUGAUUGAGCUCAAUCUCGGGAAUAAUAAUCUUGGCAGCAAGGUUUUUGAGUAUCUGUCGCCACAUGUUGAGCGAAUUCUCUUAGAGAAAACGGGAAUCACUGCCUUAACCCAAAAGGACCUGUCUCAGUUUCCGAAGCUGAAAUACCUGUAUCUUAGUUCUAACAGCAUUCAGGCGCUUCCAGAACAUCUCAACGCCCCGAACCUGAUCAGUCUCUACGUGGACCAGAAUGCGAUCACAACUCUUUCUCAGCAAGUCUUGCAGGGACUUCCUAAACUUCAGAACAUCAAAGCUGGAAACAAUCCCUUCAGUUGUUCCUGUGACCUACAUUGGUUCAUCACAGACUUAAACAAAUCUUUGCUUUUGGACUGGCCCUUGGAUUAUUCCUGUAGCACCCCAGUGAAGUUGGCAGACCUGCCACUGUCUGAGUACAAAACCAGUGCAAUCUCAUGUGAGACAUGGCUCCAAACUAUCGUUGCUUUCUCUGUCUUACUCUUGGUUGGAACAACUUUGGGCCUGCUUUUUUAUAAACUGGAUGGCGUGUGGUACACAAAGAUGUUAUGGGUGUGGAUUCGAGUGAAGAGGAGAGGCAAGAAACGUUCACACCUGCUAAAGAAAGUAUCAUUUUCUUACCACGCAUUCGUCUCAUACAGUCACCAGGAUUCCCACUUUGUGAGCAGUGAGCUGGCGCCCGCCUUGGAGAAAGCCGGCUUUUCGCUUUGUGUUCACGAACGUGACUUUGUCCCCGGCGAUUGGAUCAUCGACAACAUCAUCAACUGCGUGGAGUCCAGCUACAAAACACUCUUCGUCCUCUCCAAACAUUUCGUGCAGAGCGAGUGGUGCAACUACGAGCUCUUCUUCGCCCAGCACAGAGCCAUCAACAUCCAGCAGGACUCUUUGGUGUUCAUCCUGUUGGAACCCAUCCCGACUGAUUGCCUGCCCAAAAAGUUCUUGAGAUUGAGAAGCUUGCUCCAGCAGCAGACGUACCUGGAAUGGCCCAAAGAUGAGCGGAAGCAGCAAGUGUUUUGGGCGAGUCUCAAAUCCAUGUUGCGGAUGGCGGACAAAUCUGUGGCUUUGAAGAAAUUGGCCGUGGAUCUUUCAGAUACAGCCGCCCUAAUGUCCGACCAUGAUUAA